Molecule: messenger RNA, 243 nt
Organism: Entamoeba histolytica HM-1:IMSS
Lineage: Eukaryota; Evosea; Mastigamoebida; Endamoebidae
Exons: 2
Coding region: 1-243 (80 amino acids)
Source: RefSeq, a predicted model, not a curated record
AUGAUAAUAGAAAAUACAAUCACAAUUGGUAAUCAAACACCAGACAUAACAUUUAAAUGUAUUGAAACAAAUGAAACAAUUUAUAAUAAUAUAAGUAAUAUGAAAUAUAAAACUGUGUUUGUUGUACCUGUAAUUCAAAGUAUUACUGAUGUUGUUAUUACUGAUGUUCCAUUUAGACAUGGGAUUAUUACAUUCAUUGAAACAGAUAAAUACGUUGUAUUAAAUGUAUUUCAGAAUCACUAA